GUUUCAUGUAAAAAUUACGUAAAAAAAUUGCCGCUAGGCUCAAAAAAAUAUUAAACAGUAAGUUUAUUCUCACAUUUUGCAGAUCGCAUUAUUUAUCGUAAUAAAAUUUCAAAUUCACGAGUUAUUUGAGUUUUGUAACACAAAUGGCAAAUACAUUUAAUAUAACACGAAGAAUUAUAAGUUAUAACUGAUAACUAAUUAGACUAAUUUGAAUUAAGUUGUCAUUUACUUGAGAAAGAUCUAAUUAAACACGAAUAAAUUUGAUUACAAAAGAAUGCGAGCUACACAACGAUUUUUUUUAGGCUAGGGGCAAUUUUUUUAUAUAAUUCUUGCAUAGUACAACAUUUUAUCAUAGUUUGUUUUGUUUUACCUCAUGUCUAUGAUGAAUAAAGUUCACUAUUGAUAUUUCGAUCCACAAGAAGCUAUAUUGACUUCGAGGCAAUAUAUUUUGAACGAAAUUCCUCGAAAUAGUCGCGCUUUUAGUAAAACAACAGUUAAAAAAGCAAAAAUAUUGAAAUUCUUAACUCAAAAGUCAGUUACUUUUCAUUCGUUCUGCGGUUCAAGAAAGCAAUAAUAACACCACUUGCGAUAUAAUUCUAUGAUUUUUCGGCGUAUUUUUGCUUACAUUUAGCAAAACAAUUGCGUUUCUGAUUAUUUUUGACUGAAGAACACAUGCUAAAAUGCUUGAAAAUAUAAUUUUUAGCUAAUAGUACCGUUGUGUUUCGCCAAAAAAGGGUUUAGAAGUGUUUCAAUGCUCGAAAAAGGUACAUAAGUAUAGCACCAUUUUCUAUUUCUACCCAACUCAAAGAUUUUUAAGCAAUUUUGUGUCAAAAUGCAAGAAGAGAGCUCUAUAUCCCAUUUCAGGUCGUAGUAGUUUAGAAAACUAAUUUACGUUUAAUAUGAAAAUAGGUACAUUUGUAGGAUAAGGGUAAUUUUUUUAGGUGUAGAUUUAAUUUAUUUUUUUGGAAAUAUGCGUCGUUCUUUUAUUUUUUAUAACGACUUGAGCUUAUUUGAAUUCUCUCAGUUUUGAUUUUUAUACCGAGACGAAUUGGUACCUAAAUUAAAGUCGUUGGAUGAUUAUUCUGCAGAAAUGCUAAUGGGAACACAAUAAAAAUCUGACUGAUUAUCCAAAAACUUUAUUAACCGCAACAAUCGCGAAUAACAUGUUCCAAAAUUCUCUCGUGUUCGCGAUACAUGUUCGCGUUACGUUGGCAACAUGCGCACACUUUCCUCCACGAUGAAAAACCCCAGUUUCGCCCAUCAUGGAGCCCACAACCCAGCCCCAAGCCCCCGAAUGGACCUGUCCCGAAGUCUUGCGCCUUAUCAGAGAAUUUGGCAAACGGCCAGCCCUUUGGGACCCCGAUUGCGACGACUACAAGAACAGGUCCCGGAAACACGCAAAGUGGCUCGAACUAGCGAACAUUUUCAACUGCAGCAGGCUCGAGGUCGAACGCAAGAUGAAAAUUCUCAACUCGCAGUAUCGAAGGGAAAGAUUCAAAGCCAUCCAAAUGAAGAAAGCUGGGAAGUUCCACGUAACUACGUGGUACGGGUACAAGGAAUUUUCUUUCAUGAACAAGCUAUUGGAGAGGUAUAAGAACAAGAGCGAACAGUCCAAUGAAAGUAAUGCUAUGCCUAAUAUUAAACGAGAAAUAGGCGAAGAGGUGUUGGAAGACGAAGAAAGUGAAAACGGAGAAGUGACAGAAUCACCAUGUUUUGUUGAUGUUUCAGAAGUAGAAAAAAAUAAGUGUGAAACACAGAAUUUUAAAGACGAGUGGUCGCUUUUUGGCGAAUUAGUUGCACACGUAUUUAGGAAAUUACCGGAUGAUAGGACAAGAUGCAUAGUUAGACAUAAGAUAAAUACGGUUCUGUAUGAGGCGGAGUUGGCGACUUAUGGCAAUGGAAUAAAUUAAAAUUCCUAUUAAAAGAGAUAUUUCAUUUUUAAAUCUUACAUAAAGUAGGCGUUAACAUGUAUAAUUUCUUCAAAAACUCUUCAUACAUACAAUUAUAUACACACACCAUAAUUAUGUAGCUGGUCAUAAAAGAAAGGUACAUUUCAAAUGUUACAAAGUACGGUCCUGUGUUACCUAAGUACUGGUGUUUCGUUAAGAAAAUAGACAUUUGAAACGUGCCGUAUAUUAAAAACUGUAGCCCCUAAAAUAAAAAGUGCCACAUGUUACCAACUAAAGCCACACUGAAGUUGGUAACGUGUGUUGUAACCUUGACCCACUUGUGGCACUCGCUAAAUCUUAAAAUUACCCAACACAAAAAUAAAAUACGUCAUUUGCAGUGUUGUUACAAUAUUGCGAAUUUAUUGGCGGAAAAGGGACCGUAAUUUAUGACGAGACUUAAAAUUAGAAAAUGCACAAACUGGAAUCGAAUCGUUACCACUUUAGCGUUACAUAAAAAUUUGAAAAGAAGCUCACAUAAGUAACAAUUACCGGAAAUGCAUCACACGAACCAUCCUUAAAAAAUAUGUUAAAAAAGCCAACAAGAUCAUAUAAAACGAAGAUAUUUUUUUACACUAGAAGAGCAGUCUUUCAGCCUCAAAUUCAAUCAUCUUUGCUUUUAUCGCCCGCGCCCGUUGGGGUCUCAUCUUCUUCAUCAUCAGAGUAGUUCGUGGGCUGCUCGCCUGGCUUCAGUAGCUUCCCAACGAGGUCGUAUUUCUCUGCAAUGAGUUGCGUUAUUCGUUAUCUCCAUGGCCGGCAAUUUACCUUUGAACUGCGCCUCCCAUUCCCGGACCGAAUCCAUUUCCAUGCUGUUAAGGUCGCUCAAAUCGUCGUACUCGUCGGUUUUUGCCGAGACUGAGAAGGUGGCGAGCCCCCUGGAGGCGUCGCGGCCGCCGAACGCCGCAUAAGGGCCCCCUGAACCAAAAGUGUGACAUCAUCAUGAUGGCCGCUGGGAAGUACUCACCGGGGCCGUAAAAACGCUUCCCUUUUGUAACGUCGUAGACGUUGCCGUUGACGGCCACGAGGACGCGUCCAUCCUCUUGGUUUCCGUCGUAUUUUUUCAGUUCUUCAACGGUAAAGUCUCUUUUUUUCAAUUUGGGGAGCUCCGGCUCGGGUUGGCGACUCUGAGGCACAUCUUGUCGGCUUUUCACUAUUUUGUACACUAGAAUUCCGAUCAGACACACUAAAAGAAUGUUUACGGGACUUUGGACGAUUUCCAAGACAAUAUUUGUAAGAAAACCGCCGGAUUUUGCUUCGCUUUCCGCCAUCUUGA
This is a messenger RNA of Tribolium castaneum (red flour beetle), 3219 nucleotides long. RefSeq lists its product as hypothetical. The record is from RefSeq and is a predicted model, not a curated record. The transcript is spliced from 2 exons. Bases 1263 to 1910 code for a protein of 215 amino acids. NCBI's taxonomy places the organism in Eukaryota, Metazoa, Arthropoda, Insecta, Coleoptera, Tenebrionidae.